This is a messenger RNA of Mesorhabditis belari, 1338 nucleotides long. The record is from the annotation of a GenBank genome assembly. Lineage: Eukaryota; Metazoa; Nematoda; Chromadorea; Rhabditida; Rhabditidae.
AUGCUCACGAAGAUGCUCGUCAACAAGGGGAGAAAUGCUGAAAUAAAGAAGAUGGGCGAUUCAGGGAAUUGUCAAAAGGACCCAAAAGAAGAGAAAAAUCUCGACGAACCGAUGUCAUCAAAUCCACAAAAAGAGAAAGAAAUCGGAAAUGAACAAAGCAAGACUGUUCAAGUAAAAGAGGAGCCGAUUGAGGAAAACGAUGAUAUCACUUCAAAAUGGAUUUUCGACGAUUCAAGCAAUUCACCGCCUUUCACGGGUGAAAUGAAAAGGGUUGAAGUGGUCGAUCAGAUUCACGAUUACACCUUCCCUUGCCAAGUUCCUGACUAUUUUGGAGUUGAUUUGGAGGAUCGAGUCUCGCGAAAUGAGAACACGCCAAAGGAAAAAUUUCACACCAUCGACAUCUUGACAACACAUAUGGUCAUAUUGCUCGCUAUUAUCAAUGUUUUUGGGAAGAAAAUAGCGGAAAGAAGGCCAAUUUAUUUCUAUAUAAUUCGUGAAAGACUUGAUUUUUCUUUGGACAAAUAUUACGCACAUAUCUCUAAAGAUGAUGGUUCAAGUGGUGAGCGCAAACGUGAUCACCGGCUACUCUCAGCAUUAUUCGUGCAAAUUUUGAAAGCUCUCCAAUUUCUACAAGAACAUGAUAUCAUUCAUCGAGAUAUUUCCCCAAAAAAUAUUGGUGUCAAUCAAAAUGGUUUUCUUAUAAAGUUGAUCGAUUUUGGAUGCUCGAGAAAGCAAAGUCCGAGUCUUGAACACACACUGCAACCGGGAGCUGAUUAUUUGUAUCAAGCACCAGAAAUGUUAGCUGGAAAGCCAUACGAUACAAAGGUCGAUAUUUGGUCAACAGCUGUCGUUGGAAUCGAAAUGUUAGGUUGUAAAGUGUUGACUCCAACUGGAUGGAGUCCGCAUACGAUUAAAGCUGAUAUGUUGAAAAGGAUUCUGAAAGUUUGUGGAUGGCAGAAAAGUGAUCAAUACGAGCAAGUGUAUGACAAUGUGUUCCACGAUGAACUCGGUUUACGUAAACCGAUGUUGCCACAAUUUGAAAAGGAGAUUCCGACGAAACGGCUGGAGCCAGAUCGGGGACCGUUGACAAAGGAUCACUUCUUGGAUUUGGUUAAAAUAAUGCUCUCUGUCGACCCACGAAAGCGGCCAAACGCCGAGAAAUGUCUCAUGGAGGCAAAAUAUCUCCAGGUGAUGAAUCGCAAAUAUGACGAGGUUCACAAUGUGCCAAGUCCUAGAGAGUCUUUUUUGGAACUGACUGGCAUGACUAUGACGAACCACCAACAAAUCUCCAAAACGACGAGGAAAAAGAAGCGCGAAGUUAAACGAAUUUUUCAUUUU